Messenger RNA from Acipenser ruthenus (sterlet), 3618 nucleotides. RefSeq names its product G-protein coupled receptor family C group 5 member C-like. The record is from RefSeq and is a predicted model, not a curated record. Gene Ontology annotation, biological process: G protein-coupled receptor signaling pathway. Gene Ontology annotation, cellular component: signaling receptor complex; plasma membrane; intracellular membrane-bounded organelle. Lineage: Eukaryota; Metazoa; Chordata; Actinopteri; Acipenseriformes; Acipenseridae. The transcript is spliced from 5 exons. Gene Ontology annotation, molecular function: G protein-coupled receptor activity; protein kinase activator activity. The coding region runs from base 518 to 1825 and encodes 435 amino acids.
AGCUGCCAGAAAAAGGGAGGGGGCGAGAGAGGGAUAGAGACUAGGGAGGGAGAGAUGGUACAAUAAAUUCACUAAAGAGUACAAAGGGAGCAGGACGGGGAGUGAGGCACCAAUACUAAACUGGGCUUUUAAAAGAGAGGGAGAGACGGGUUGACAAUAAACAGAGUUGGAAAGUACCUACCUGCGUAACAGAGGAGCGACUGAUACAAAAAAAACAAACAAACAAAAAAAAACAACCUCGAUAAGUACCUCUGAUUAGUUGGCCAGUGCAACGUUUUCCAUUUUAAACAAGUACCCCUCCGAGGUAUAGGCAGGCCCGGAGGAUACCGGACACCGCGGACAGACUCUCUCUAUUGGUGCGGGUAAUAACUUGCAGUAGGUUUGGUGUACGCUGAGGUUUACCUUCAUAUGAGGUGUUCGGUCGCCAAGCGGGCAUCGCAGUCGAGAAAAAAAAGAAAUCACCCCACCUUUUAAACCUAUUCCAACCCAAAACUGCGCAGACAUUGGGAGCAUCAACAUGGCUCCUGCACUACCCCAGCACUUCCGCCUGGUAGCGCUGCUGUUCCUCUGCCUGUGGUCUGCACCGGUGGUCAAGGCUCAGACCAGCCCAUCCCCUCCAUCUGGCUGCGGCCAAAACCUGAACUCCCUCUACUACAACCUGUGUGACCUGUCUGCGACCUGGGGGGUGGUGCUGGAGGCGUUCGCCGGGGCGGGUAUGGUGGGCACCUUCAUGGUAACUAUCGUGCUUGUGGCGAGCGUGCCCUUCAUCACGGAUGGGAAGAAGAAGAGUGUGGUGGGGCUGCAGGUGGGAUUCCUGCUGUGCACGCUGGGGCUGUUCGCCCUCACGUUCGACUUCAUCGUCAAGCCGAACUUCUCCACCUGUGCCUCCAGGCGCUUCCUCUUUGGCGUCUUGUUUGCCGGCUGCUUCUCCUGCCUACUGGUGCACAGCAUCCGUCUGAACCUGCUCGUGCGGAAGGACAAUGGUCCACGGGGAUGGAUGUUGUGCCUGGGCGCCCUGGCUCUCUGGCUGGUGGAAGUCAUAAUCAACACGGAGUGGCUGAUCAUAACCAUAGUCCGCAACGCCCCAAACUCCACCGUUGUGGGGGACCCGUGCUCCAUUGCCAACAUGGAUUUCGUCAUGGCGCUCAUCUACGUGAUGGUCCUCUUGUUGGCCACCCUAGUGUCCAGCGUUUCCACCCAGAUGGGCAAGCACAAGCGCUGGAGGAAGCACGGCAUCUUCAUCCUGCUGACGGCCCUCGUCUCUAUAGGCAUCUGGGUGGCGUGGAUCGUGAUGUACGUUUUUGGGAACAGCAGGGUGGGGAGCUCCCUCUGGAAUGACCCCACGCUGGCCAUCGCUCUGGUUUCCAAUGCCUGGACCUUCCUUAUCUUGUACAUCAUCCCCGAGCUGUGCCUGCUCACCAAGGACUCGGAGGCGCAGCCAAGCUACGGAGACGACCUGUACCCCACCAGAGGGGUGGGCUACGAGACCAUCCUCAAGGAACAGACAUCCCAGAGCAUGUUCAUGGAAAACAAAGCUUUCUCCAUGGAUGAACCAAGCACAGCUAACAAGCCUGUGUCCCCGUACUGUGGUUACAAUGGACAGAAUCGCAGCUGUGUGUACCAACCCACAGAGCUCGCACUGAUCAGUCAAGGGCCUGGACAUCACUCGGACAUGCAGUAUGAAGUGGUUAUUCCUCGGGCGAGUGUAAUCUCCCAGCCGGCGAGCAGCAACAACUCUACAGUCCGAGCCGAAGACUCUGCCUCCACAGCAGGACAGCAGAGGAACGGAAGCGGAAACAGCUUUUAUCCCAAAUCCCUUUGGUAAACAUCCCUCAGACUUCUCAACCUUAUCCAGUGAUGCAAAAACUCCCAGCUGACCCCAUAAGGUUUUUUUUUUUUUCUUUUUUGGGUUGUUCCCUUCGCCUGCUGGCCCAGCCUCGGGGCUUGGUGCACUGGGGUUGGCAGAUUCAUCUACCGAUACAGAGAGGGAGCGAGAGCACAAUAUCCUAGAUCCUCACUCUCUCGCUACAGCCUCACACAGGAGGAGGCAGGGGGUCCUUGGGGAUCAUCUCAAAGACAGUGCCUCUCCAGGGAUGCUCUCUGUCAGCCUCGUACCAGCCUGGCAUCGGUGUGAACGGCUAUAACAAACCCCACGGACAAAGGCGCUUUUUUAUUAUCAAAAUGUUAAUUCUAAUGUGACAAAAAAAAAAAAGCUUCUGCUUCCAGAACAGAGACAAUGGUAUUUCGACUGGGAUUUAUCUUUUGUGAAAAAAGAACUGAUAUGGCAGUCAGCUAGUGAGAGGGAGGGGGUCAAUGGGUAAAAACAAACCCCCACCCCCUUUCUUUUAACCCCUUCUCUCCUUCCUGACCGUUGAGUGUUUUUUUUGUUUGUUUUUUUGCUGCUGGUUUGGACUGUGCCGAAAGUGUGACGCGGACAGCCAGACAAGGAGGAGGAGAUCCAGGGUUUCAAUAACUAGGACUGGAAGCAGCUUGCCAUUCUAGAUGUGAUCCGCAACCACGUGCAGCAGUAAAGGUUCCCUGAAACCCUGAAACCACCAUUACAGAACCAAGACAAAACCCAGCAUAUUCAGAAAUUCAAGUUGGGUGCAUCAAUAAUGCAAGCACACUUUAGUGCUCCGUGAACAUACACAGGGUUCAAAUAACGCCUAACCAGCACUGCUAAAAUGCCUGUCCAGCUGAAAAACACAAAGUCCUCAUUGCUCUCCAGAUGCCCAGAAUAUGGCUGUCACUUCAGCAGCAGUCACAAACAAUCCAUGGGACCUUUGAUCUGAAACGCACCUUUUGCAGUAUGAUGUGCUUGAGAGUUUGCUAGCGAGUGCAGUCUUCAGCCUCUCCAGCUGUGCCCCAGAGGGGGAGUGCCUUGCAUUUCAGUUGACUGAAUUUCUGUUUUUGUUUUGUUUAAUAUAAUUUUCUGUUAUGUUAACUAGGCUCUUGCUUCAAUGCAGUGUUUGCAAGAUAGUGGGGGAUGUCAAUUGAAUCUUUUCAGCUUUGUUAAAAAUCUUUUCAAAAUCGUUUUAGCAGGAAAUAAACCAGAAACGUGUCCCAUAUAUAUAUAUAUAUAUAUAUAUAUAUAUAUAUAUAUAUAUAUAUAUAUAUAUCCAAUAGUACAUUUGCAUAGUGGUAUCAGACACAGAUACUUUUUAAGGUGGUAUUAGUAUAUUAUUGCUAAAGACGGUAUUCCCAGACAAUCAAUAUAACCUUGCAAUACCACCUUAAAUCAGGUGUCUCAACACUGACGCAUAGUUUUUUGCAUUAACUCCCCUGCUGAAAAGUUAAUUGAAUUGGGCCCAAAAGCUGUCAUGAAUGAAGAAUUAAAGUGUAAUGGAAAUUGUAUUACUUAUUUAAAUAUAUGACCAGUACCAGUAGGCUACACUCCUUUCAAAUAAUACUGACCUAUAUCUAAAUAUGACAAAUGUGCAUUGAUAUGUUACAAUUAUUUUUUAAUCUAAAUUGGAAAGGUUAAAUCACUGAUUGUUGUCCCAAGGUUAUAUAAAACUACAAAAUGUCUCUUCUGCUCAGUUUAUUGUUUAUUGUGAAGAUGUCAUAAAACCUGGGCAGGAGUUAAUUACGGAAAAUAAAUAUGCCCGUGAUACAACA